Messenger RNA from Vicia villosa (hairy vetch), 1469 nucleotides. RefSeq lists its product as uncharacterized. Bases 123 to 1121 code for a protein of 332 amino acids. Gene Ontology annotation, biological process: regulation of transcription by RNA polymerase II. The record is from RefSeq and is a predicted model, not a curated record. The transcript has 2 exons. Lineage: Eukaryota; Viridiplantae; Streptophyta; Magnoliopsida; Fabales; Fabaceae.
UCUUUUCCAAAUUCAUUUCAAAUUCCCGCAAAACCAAAAUUUCCUUACAUAAUCAAAACAAAAUCCAUAUUAACCCCACCAGCCUUCAUUCUCAAUCCUACAAUCCUCUAAACAACCCCAACAUGGAUUUCACAUCAAACCUCACUGAUCUUCCUCCAAACAAGAGACACAGAUUCAUUCAACAACAACAACAACAACAACAACCUAGUCCAUGUUCACCUCUACCCACCAAAAAACGCAAAGAAUCUCGAAAUUCAUCACUUUUUCACACCCCACCAUCAACACCUUCACCCUCUAUAUAUUCUCUACCCACCAAAAAACGAGUCUCCGCCCUUCAACCCCACUUUUACCACCACAACACCACCGCAAAUGACGCCGUUAUCCACCCACUCAUAGAUCUCAAUGUCGAAUACAAUCCUGAUCUCCACUCACCCAUCCUAGCCGACAAAAAACCUCAACAACAACAAAAACAAGACACUGACAACAACAACAACGACAAUGAUGACAACAACACUGACAAAGAAGUUGUCGCUGAAGAAGAUGGGAUUUUAUGCUGCGUGUGUCAAAGCACCGACGCUAACUCCGAAGACCCAAUUGUUUUCUGCGACGGUUGUAACCUAAUGGUCCACGCUUCCUGCUACGGAAACCCUCUAGCAAAACAAAUCCCAGAGGGUGAUUGGUUCUGUGAACAGUGUCGUAUUACGGAUACGAAUACAGAUCCAAUACGCUGCUGUCUCUGUCCGACUAAAGAAGGUGCCAUGAAACAAACGAUAGACGGAAAAUGGGCUCACGUGGUGUGUGCUCUACUCGUUCCCGAAGUGUAUUUUGUUGAUCCAGAAGGGAGAGAAAAGAUCGAUUGUUCCAAGGUUCCGAAAAAGAGAUGGUUGGAGAAAUGCUAUGUUUGUGGGUGCUGUGAUGGGUGUGCUUUGGUUUGUUCUGAACCGAAGUGUGGUUUGGGGUUUCAUAUUACUUGCGGGAUUAAAGAGGAUGUUUGUAUUGAGUAUAAGGAAGGGAAGAAAGGGGCUACUGUCGUUGCUGGGUUUUGCAAAACCCAUUCUCAAAUCUGGGAAAAGAACAAGGGAUCUGGGAAAUACAAGAUUGUUGCAGCUGAAGAUAAGUAGUAUCAAGAUUGUUAGUAUUUGAGAUUUCAAUUUCAAUUUCAAUUCUGUUAAUCCCUUUUAGGGAAUUUUACUGUUGGUUACUAUAGGAGUUCAUUUGAGUUUGUUUUAGAUUUUGCUUUUUUAGUGUUAAGUCUUGUUUGCCGACAUUAUUGUGUUACUGGAACUGGAAUGGAACAGUGCCAAUUGAACUGUGAUCAGCUAUUUUGUAUCUGGACUGGGAUGGAACAGUAACAAUUGAACUGUGAUAAACUAUUGUGUUACAGGAACUGUAAUGGAAAAGGAACAAUUGAAUUGAGAUCAACUUGAAUUUCUAGAUCAACAAAAAAUAAUUGAGAUCAACAAAAUUGC